AUGGCAAGUUUAGAUUCCAAAGGUGAAAUUGUUCCUAUACUAGAGCUUCCAAAUCCAGAGGAAACACAGCUACGGAAGGGUGAAAACGAACCGGUACGUUGCCGCUGACAUUUACAUUUGCUGACAAACACAGUGGAUGCUACGGUAACGGUUUGAUUGACGUCGCAGAAAAAUUUGAAUUUGGAGCAUGUUCAGUAUGAAUUGUUGAGGAUGUCGGCAGAGGUUCCUUCCUCUUCCCGACUUAUCUAGGAAGAUCGAAGGAGACUCUGUUCGCAGGGUAACACAGUUCUCCUACAGCCCAUUCCCAAAACCCCUACCCCUACCCGCUCGACAAGUCGAGUCCCUGGCCCAAGCACUCAGUUCGCUGUGACAACUAGCGAGGGGCGUACCAUUUGCCGUAGCUACAACUUCCCUCGGGGUUGCUCCUUUCCCAACUGCGUUUACGAACACGCUUGUAACCGACGCGUUCAGAGGGGUAGGACGUGCGGCCAAAGCCACCCAGGUCGUAGCCAUGCUAAUUCUCUCAAUACCCCACUGCCGGGAACGAGGGCCACCCCCCAGUGACUACCCCUGACAAAUUCGCUCCUUAAUCAGAGUUUAUGGUUAUCCGAAUUAGAGGGGGACGCAGAUAGUGCAUUUUUGAGCGAUGGCGUAUUAUUUGGUUUUAAGUUAACAGGCGUUGACACCACGUUUAAAGAAGUAGACAUGCCGAAUUAUAAAUCGGCCACUAACUCUGCUGUGAGGGACACAGCAGAGGAAACGAUUCGCGAUGAGAUCAGACAGGGAAACUAUGUUUUCUCGGCAACUAAACCGACGGUCGUAAGCGCCUUAGGAGCUAUUCAAAAGAGUCCCCCCCCCCCGGGUUCCCAAGCCGAAUUCGAUCUUUCACCGGUUGACACAGGCUGGGCACAUGAUGUUAAGCGCGGCUAUCAUGAAAUCAUAGUCUAUUUAAACAAGAACGAGAAGUCCGAAAACUACAGCAAAGCUGAUUUAAAACAACGCGUAUUGUUUUUUAUUACAAUAUUUCGGCUGGCCAUACCAGCCUUCUUCAGGUUUACAGAUGUUUCUGAACUUAUGUAGCAAUCACAAUAUUAUAUAGAUGGAGAAUGUCGCAAUAAAAGGGAGAGGCGGAAAUGACGUACAGCAUAAAAACUGGAAAGGAUAAAUACUAAGGAUAUGGAUUACAAUAAUUCGUCACGGCGGUUUUUGUAAUCCAUCCUUAGUAUUUAUCCUUUCCAGUUUUUGCGCUGUACGUCAUUUCCGCCUCUCCCUUUUAUUGCGACAUUCUCCAUCUAUAUAAUAUUCAGAUUGCUACAUAAGUUCAGUAACAUCUGUAAACCUCAAGAGGGUUGGUAUGGCCAGCCGAAAUAUUGUUAUAAAAAAACAAUACACGUUGUUUUAAAUCAGCUUUGCUGUAGUCUUCGGACUUCUCGUUCUUGUUUCUUUAUAUUUUGGCUGAUUUGAUCUCUUUUCUAGAGAUCCAACGUUUACAACUAGCAGGAACUUCGUCCACGGUUUUUGCAGUUAAUUUAAUAGUCUAUUUAGAUGAUUUUCUUGUUAUCGGAAGCACUUACCGCGAUUGCAACGAAAAAUAUGACGCACUUUUGGUGCUACUUCAGGAUUUGGGUUUCUCAAUAAGCUGGCGGAAGCUCGUUCCACCAACGCAAUGUCUCACGUUCUGGUAGGCAAAUUACAGCUGAUUUCAGUGCGGUGUAUACACCCUGAUUUUUAGACAUGAUUCGACGGUCAUGAUUCGACCGUCAUGAUUCGACCGAGAGGUUACCAAGCAGUAUAGUAUUUUACCUUGAAUAUCCUACAGGAAUCAAAGCAUACAAUCUGAAAGUUACUUUGAUGAUAGCUUGAAUAUUUCUCUCGUAAUUCAGAUAAAGAGGACUGUGAUCCAUAAUUUGUUCUCCUUUUCCGGGAUAACAGCUUCUCAUACAGUCACGCAAUCUAAUCGCAAUACAUGUUAUCGGGCGUGUGGACGUCUCGAUCAAUAAGUUUUUCGGCUCUUUUCUGAACUUGUUUUGGGCUUUACCUUGAUCUUUAAGGAAAUAUCAUAUUUUACCCUUUUCCAAAAAAAAACAAAUUUUGCUUUCUUUUAUGUAUGGUUUUCUUUAUUUGUGCUUACUAGGGUCAUAGGUCGAGGAUCGAACAUUGUGAUAUUUUUCAACGGUCGACAAAACAAAACUUUCAAACCCUCCAGCAAAUUCUUUCACAACGGAAGACUGAUCAAUUUAUCUGUUGAUUUCUUCGGCAAAACGUCAAGGUUUCCUGUUAUUUUUUAACCAUGCAGAAGCUAAGUAAGGACGAAAAAGUACCAACUUGAAGAAAUACAAAUUUGCCUCCCUGUUAACUAAAUUUGCAUCACUGUUACAUGUAAAUUGCGGGUGGUAUUCACCAACGGCAAAACACCGAAACCUUGUCAUACGGAAGAAGACUAACGAUUAACCGUCGGACUAUUUCGCUUUUCGCUGUGUUGAUAAUAUUUCGUCCAUUAUGAAAUCGCCUACAGAAAUACAUUCCGACUCGGCAAUCGAACUCCAGGUUUAUCACCUGAUCAAAUGUUAUCAUAAUUUCUGUAUCAUGUCGCUGCUUUCCAAGCAACAAAGCUUUCCUCUUCAGGUAAAACGCAUUUGUCGGGAUUCUAGCUUCGUUACACUUAUGUCCUUUUGUGCUAAGCUUUCCAGCCAGAUUUUUCUCUCACUGUUUCGGAUCCCACGGCAGAACUCUCAGGGCGCGAUCCAUUCAACCAAAAUUUCCGGAAAUUUCGGUCCAAAACUCAAUGGAUCGGUUCGGUCCAACCGGAAAAGUUUCGAAAAAACAGGUCCACCUUUUGAGGUGGUCCUCUUUUCCCGGUCGGACCGGUCUGAAUUUUGGUUGAAUGGAUCGCGCCCUCAAUUAUUUUCGCGACCGUUUACGUACUGCGAAGCGAUACGUCAUGUGAUUAGUGUCGAAUCAUGACAGGUCGAAUCAUGACCGUCGAAUCAUGUCUGAAAAUCAGGGUGUAUACAUAGCAAUGAAAUCAGCUGUAAAUUGGGCUAAAUUGGGCUUGCCGGGUGGUGUACGGCGGGCGCACAUAAUUCAAUGGCAAGUACGGCCAAAUACUAGGCGCUUUCCAUUUAGUCAAAAUUUCCGGAAUUUCCGGUUCGGCGGUAAAUGGAACACGUUUCGUCGGUUCGUCCCACUGGAAAAUUCCCAGAAAAAGUGGAAAAUCUAAAAAGGUGGUCCCGUUUUCCCGGUUGGAAUUUCCGAACGGAAUGUGGUGUUCUAUUUACGUUUCUCGUAGUUUGUACCAGUUCCAGGUCCACGGUCGGGCACCGCCGCGUACCGGGGUUUACGACCAAAUGGAACAACUUGUUACCAAUCGGAAAUUCCACUUUUGCUACCACCGAAAUUUCCGGUUUUUUUCCUAAAUGGAAAGCGCCCACUGUCUCAAUCCUUUUACCGUGACCUACCGAGAAUGAUCAAUACAAGCAUUUGUCAAAUGUGUCAGAAAUGAUCGUAUUGAUCAUUCAGAUGUCAAUUUUGAACGGCCAUGCGCAUCAAUUGUACACGUAAUGGCAGAUGUCGUGAUUCAGCAUUAAUACGAAGCUGUUUCGUGAAUUGCAAUUAAUAUUGCGCAAAGAGACGGUGGAAGUUCAAAGAGAGUCGGAAAAAAACAAGAUCGAUCAAGGGUUCCCGCUGAAGCAGCGGAGUUUCUCGCUGCUUGUGAACAAAAGCGAAAGAAGCCAAAAAAUAGGACUGGCUCUGUUUUUUGGAAAAACCCGUCAACCGGUUUGAGAACUACUCACUCAAAGUAUCGCCCUAGAAAAGGCCAUAGAGCUUCGUCAGUUUAAUAUUCCUAAAGCAGGUAAAUAAUACUUGAAAUUCUUAAACAUUUUACUAUUAUAUUAGGUGGGCUAAUUUAGAUGGUUUGUAUCGGCUUUUUAAUAUAAAAACAGUGGAGCCAACAUUCCAGGAGAUGAAACGGAUCAUGCCUCUCAAGGUAGCUUAUACCCCGGGGGGGCACUUGGGUAUUUUUUGGGUGGUUAUGUGCCGCCCGGGACUCCAAAUUGGCACCCCGUUCCAAAAAAAAUUUCCCCUUAAAUUGAUACCCCGUUCUAGAAAGGGGCCAAUUUUUUAUACCCCGUUCUAGAAAUGGGCCAAUUUUUUAUACUCCGUUAUAGAGUGCAACAAGAGUGCAACAAUUUGCUUGUUAACGCAUUGAACCGUAUUUUUAAAAGCAAUCUGUCCUUAAAUAAUUUCAAAUGGCUGCUUACCAAACUGGAGCUUUCGUGCGUUCGAAAAAUUAUACCCCGUUCUAGAAAACGCCCCUGAAAUGGAUACCCCUUUCUAAAUCAGGAGCUUCAAAAUCACGACCCCAUUGGGCGGCACAUACCCGUAUAGGUAAUGUAUGGGAGUACCCCCCCCCCCCGGGUUUAUACAUAUUAUAGUCAAUCAGUUUUCUUUUUUCCGUUUCGUUCUAUGGCCAAGGUGUUAAAAGAUAAACGCAAUAUGUCCUGUUAAGUACGAAGAGUCCUUUUUUUCAGUCUGUGUUUGAUGAUCUUUGUGAACUAGGUUUCUUUGUUGGAAAGAUGGGACUAUUAAUUGUUCAUUAGCCCUCGAACAAAUUUUAAGAGUUUUUCUAUAGCAUGCUUGCUGAUAUACAUAGUAAAAGCUGGACAUACUUAACCAACAGGCUGUCAUUGUGCUUUGACAUUGCUGAGAAAAUGGAUUAAUUGCAUUGUUGUGUUUCCGAAGUUACCCAUUUACACAUAAUUAUUAGUUUUUUUCCUAGCAAUUAUGCUUUGUAUGUUGCUGGUUCUUUAAGGAGGCAAUGUAAAGCCAAUCCUAAGUGGGUAAGAGUGGCUUGAUUUGCCUGCACACAAUUUUUUUCCCCACAAGGAAAAAGUCCCCUUCAUUCGUGUUUUCUGUCAUGGCCCCUACAGAUGCCAAAAAAAAUAAUUUGGUUACAUAACCUUCCAUCUUUCCCUCCUCCUUUGUCAACAGAAUGCAUAUAUGUUUCUAAAAUGGAAGUUAGGAGUAAUACAGUCAACUCUCUCUUAACAGACACCUCUAUAAGAUGGACACCCUUUUUAGAAUGGACACCUAAAGUGUGUGCCUGCCUUUCUUUACUCCCUUUAUUUACUCUCCAUAAGACGGACAUCUCUGUAAGACAGACACUUGGUGGUCCCAAAGGUGUCGGUCAUAGAGGUAGUUGUCCAGGCAUAUUGUUCUGCUCAGCCUUAAUUUUGUACCCAAAUCUCCUGUUCACCAAGCUGAAGGCAAGAUCUGCUCAAAUCCAAUUUGUACACGUGAUCGCCUGAAAUCCUCAAUUUUAGAUGUUUUUAACAACAAAUUUGAUAAAGCUGUGAAGUUUUCUCUAACAAAACAUGUUUAUAGCCUUUUUUUAUGAUUCAACCAACUAAUGUUAUUAUGUUAUGUAUGGAAAACUGUUGGUCCAUUUCAUUAGGUUAUUCUUUUUAAAAAAAGAAAUGUUUAUUUAAUUUAAUUCAUGUUUUGUUGCUUUUUCUAGACGUAAGUCAAAUUUUGAGUGAAUGCACUGCCUUAUUCACUCAAUCUCUUCCAUCAACACAGUGGAAUGAGAGGAUAUCAAAUGUAGGUCAAUCUUGGGUAAGAGUGCCCCCCAAAACAUGAGGGCAGUUCUGGAGAAGCCGUGUGUGUAUGGUGUGUAUGGAUGAGGCCCAAGGCCUUGUUAAGAGUAUUCAUUGUGGAAUGAAGAUCCUGUGCACACAAUGUGAUGAUGAGGAGCAUAGGAAAAAUCUUCUUCAUGAUAGAGAAAUAUUCCAUGAUGGCUUUUUUAAACCGGUGUCACCCAAUGUUUUACUGGGCAGCAAUGGUGACUUAAUUACAGUGGGUACGUGUUGUUUUCUCAUUUUUUUAACAACAGUUGAACCUGCUGAGUCAUAAGUGAUCACCCAAAAUGUGAAGAGUUAGUGACUGCUUGCAGAUGCCACAUGGAAUCGCUUACUGGGUCAAACACACAGAAUUAUUUUGUCAAGGGCCAAUAUCAUAAGUUAUUUCUGAGUUCUUGAUUUUUAUGGCUCAUGGAUGUGAUUGGUUCUUUUUGGUGUCCUUUUACGUACUCUUUUGUUUAUUUGCAGCAAGGCAUUUUACAAGCAAUAUGCUAUUUUUUUGCCCCAGCUGUACAUGUACAGGUGAACCCAUGUUAACGUGUGAAAAUUGCAUAGUGGUGACUUCCGUGGGUUAGUUUAUUAAAUUUGUUAUGUUUUGUUGUAAGUUGUUUAGGUUUUAGCCACAAGGGUGUCCUGCCAUCCUGACCCAUGCAUGGGUGCCCAUUUUUGGAAGAAAUACAAGAAAAAUGUACUUAAUCUCAGAAAAUUUUAUAGGAAAACAUGCCCUCUGGAUGGCCAGUAUUCAAUGUCGGGCUAAAAAUCUGGUUUUUGUUGCUGUGAUUCCAAAAAGUACAAGUAAAAACCAUUUUCCCCAGCUUAUCAUCUUUUUUAAAAUUUCUUUUAUAUGAUAAAUGAAGACUUUUUUCCUUUUGGUAUUUUUUAUCUACAGGGAGAUAUGAUGUAAAUUUCUGCAUCUUUCACUGUAAUUAGGAUUGCAAAAAUGUCUUCUCACCUCUGGAUUCCUCCAAUCUAAUUCAGGCAGGCUAUUGGCCAGGCUCAAUUUCCAAUACUAAAUAUGUUUUUCUCAAGACCUGUUUUUUUAGUGGAAUCUAUUACAGAAAAGACUUCCAGGAUCAUCUGAAAGUGGUUUUUUAAGAUCUCUGGAGUAUUUCUCUGUUAUUAGAGGAAGGGUAAGCUCAUUUUACAAUGCUUACUGAAUAAGCAAUGGAUAAAUUUACAACCUUGAACUUUCUCUGCCUUAAGUUUCUGUUCUUUUGUUUAAUGGCCUCUACAGCAGAAGUGAUUCCCGUUCAAAACAGUUUCGAAGUAACUUACAACUCCGCACAUAAUAUUACUUCCUUUGUAUUACCUUUGGCAGUAGCUAAUUACCCUUGAUAAAGAUGUACCAAUGGUUCAUUCAUAUAUUUUUGGUUAAUAUGUAUUCAGCCUCCAUGUGUAUGUAUGUACAUGUUCAUGUAGAUGUUUUAUUCAUAAUUUCAGGUUGGUGUGAUAAAUGACACUGCAUUUAGCGUUGCCUUCAAAGAGUGGAAGUUCUGUCGCCAUGAGUUAGACGUCCUGCAAUCCAAGGAUUUCAUGGAGUGCCCAACUUGUGCCGUCUUCCAGCAUUCAGCUCAUGUUGAUGGGAAUGCUAAGCUUUAUCGAUACAAAUCAGCUGCGAGGUAACUGUUAUUGAAGAGGAGUGGCCAUCUGUUAAUAAUAUUUUUAUUGCUGCUGAUUUCAGACACAUAGUAUUCGUAGGUUGCAAAAAAUUAUUGUGGGACGAACUUCAGAUGGUGGGUGCUCUUUGGAGCCAUUUCCAAGAAAUUCAAAAGCUUUCCCCGGUGUGGCAUAAGGGAAAAUUGAAUUUCCCUUGGCAUGUUUGCAGUGGUAUAAAACCACUACAUCAUAAUCGCAGCCCUCAUGCAAACAAUCAGCCUAUAAUGCAAAGUUUAUAUUAAUAAUAAAGUUUUUUAAAACUUUAUUAUUAAAAUAUCAAAUAAUUCCAAUAAAAAACAAAAAAUAGAAACCUAAGUGAUAGCCGAAAAUACCAAUGAUUGAUAAAAGCAAACAUACAUACAUACAAACAUACUUGUAUUCUGGGUAGACUGUAUUUCGUAAAGCGCUCAAUUCAUUUAAUUGAAGAGCACACAUGCAUACAUACAUGGCCUUUAUUAAAGUGCCUAAUUGUUCUAGUGCCUCUUGGCACUAACUGGGGACACAACAAUAAUUUUAUUUUGUUCUUGCCACAAGUAUAUUUUGGCUUACUUCGCAGAGAGUUUUUGUUUAGAAAACAACACCUAUGUACAUAGUAUGGGUGCUUCUCGUGUGUCACAGACGUUUCUCCUAGGGAAACAUCCCCGGUGACAAUUCGAGCUAGGAGAAAUGGCUGUGUUCGCAGGCCUCUUAUUUUCUAAAAUCUAAAAAACAUUUUGUAACCUUGGCUAAAGAAGAUAACUAAGCAUUUAGGAUCCUCUUUGAAAAAAUAGGUGUCUUAUAACUGAAAUAUUAUUGCAAUGUAAGGGUACAUAGAUUUUGUAUAAGGAAUAAGUUUAAAUACCACCACAUACUCUCAGCUAAAAUGUAUUUUCUUUCCCUUCAGAAAAUGAGAACCUCUUUAACAACCUACAAUGUAAGUGCUGAUUACCGUUUAUGUAAGGACCUUUUUUGGCUAACUUAAUUGGGAAAAUACAGGUUAUUACUUGCUGGUUUUUAGUGUAUCUGUACAAUGUAAAUACCUACUCUGUAUUCAAGUUUCUCCCUCUCGUGUGUGGGGGAAAUCACUCCUCGCUUCUUCACCCUCUCCCAGUCCUUCUUUUUCUUUUCAAACGUAUAAUCACAUUCCCUGUUCCUGCACUUCUUCACAGCUACAGGGCAAUCUUCAUUACAAGCUGGGCAGCGCUUUUCCCAAAAAAAUAUUGGAAUAUGAUGAAAUGAAAAAGAAGAAAAAUAGCAAGUGCAAUAACAACAAAAAGAAUUACAGAAAUUACACAUAUUACUUGCAAACCUCGUUCAAUUGAUUUAUUGAUAUUUAAUGCCUUUUUACACAUAAACGAAAGGAAAAAACAUUACAUUACAUGAAAAAUACACGAAACUAAAAAUAAUCUCAAGAAGCCAUGAACACUUAUAGGUGAGACUUCCUCUUUACAUUAGUUUUUAUUAAUGACUUAUAUACUUUUAUAAAUAAAGAACAGCAUAUAAUAUUAAAGUAGUUUACAAGUGUAUAGAAAAUAUAAAGAAAAAGUUAAUCGUCAGUCUGAUAACUAGUAAUAAAUUACAGACCAUAUAUUGAGUAUUCUAUAAACUUAUUAAAUUUGAUUAAGUAAACGUUUACAGUGAUUUUACUUGACCUGUGAAAGAGAUAGUAACCAAACUAGUAAACAAUAGCAACAGAAAAACAAAAGAAGACAACGGAAUUAGUGCAUACGAGUGCUCAGUAUUGUACUACCUAUUUCAGGAGUCAAGUAAAAUAACUCUAAAGGUUCUUAUGUUGUUUGAUCUAAUUAUUGAGUGAGGCAAAGAGUUCUAAAAUUUCGGUCCCUGGUAUAAGAUUGUAAAUUUUUUUAUGUUUGUUCUGCAGGUAUGAGGACGAUAUGACUUGGCAUAUCCAGUAGAAUAAUCCUUGACUUUCAGUUUGAAAUAAAAUUUGAAAAGAGUGAGGUACCCAAGUUUUUGAAAAAUGUUUUUUUUGUUUUUUGUUUGUUUGUUUAUUUAUCUAUUUAUUUAUUUAUUUGGGUUUACUGGGAGCCCUGUAAUCUGCAGCACAGAUUGUUUGAACAAUUCUUUUCUGUAACAAGUAGAUUCUAGUGAUAAUGUUUGUAGGAUAUGUAGAACUCUAUACUAUGUUGCAAUAUGUGAGAUAUGGAUACACUAAAAAAAAAAAAACCAAAAAACAAAAAAAGAAGCGAUUUUUUAGUUACAUAGGACCUUGCGACAACAUUCUUCUGUUUUUUGAAAUUUUUGUACCGACAAAUCUCGCUAUUGACAAAAGAGUUAACAACAUGCACUAAAAAAAAAAUAAACAAAAAAAGACCAAAAAGAGAGGUCAAGAAUAGAGGAUGGCCACCACUUUCAAUAAGGCCAUCCCCCUUUUUUUUUUCAUUUAGCGUCGAAUGCGUUUUCUGAUAUUGGGUUCGUCGGUCGGAUUAAAAAAAAAAAAAAAUUUCACAAGAAGUCUUGGAGGCCCUGGUACCCCAGGGUAAUGUUAAAGGUUAACAUUCACAUAUUUGGAUUGACAAAAUGCACAAUAUACUGUAAAAAAUGCCCGUUUUUGUUCCUGUUUUUCUCUGUGCUGUUACUAUGCUCAUUUUUCAGACCAAAAGAAUUAUUUGAAAUGAAAAAUGGUGUAACUACGUCGAAUCGUUACUUUUUUUUUUUUGGAAAAUGCCAAAAAUUUGGGUCGGUCGGACGAUGCUAAACGGAGAAAAAAAGGGUGGCCUAAGCGUAAUGAUAAAAAACAUUAAUGAAUAACAAAUAAUAUCAAUACAGUUUGAAUAUCUGAGGUAAAUGACUGACUCCUAUAUAUUGUGACUACCAUAUUUUGCUAUUGUUGUGGCAGGCUAACCCAAUAGGUAGAGCACCUGACUACAAAGAAGGUUGCAGACCAGAUUGCCAUGGCUGGAAAAGUAUUUGGGGUCUCACAAUAACUGAGAAAUGA
This is a messenger RNA of Porites lobata, 10233 nucleotides long. The record is from the annotation of a GenBank genome assembly. Lineage: Eukaryota; Metazoa; Cnidaria; Anthozoa; Scleractinia; Poritidae.